AUGAAGUACGUUGUCGUUUCUGGUGGUGUUAUUUCCGGUAUUGGUAAGGGGGUUUUAGCCUCCUCUACUGGUUUGUUAUUUAAGACCUUGGGUUUACGCGUAACUUCGAUUAAAAUCGAUCCAUACAUGAACAUCGAUGCUGGUACUAUGUCUCCUUUGGAACAUGGUGAAUGUUUCGUUCUUAACGAUGGUGGUGAAGUCGAUUUGGAUCUUGGUAACUAUGAAAGAUAUCUUAAUAUUACCUUGACCAAAGACCAUAACAUUACUACUGGUAAAAUAUACUCUCAUGUUAUUGAAAGAGAAAGAAAGGGUGAUUACCUUGGUAAGACCGUUCAAGUUGUUCCACAUGUUACUGGUGCUAUUCAAGAUUGGAUUGAAAGAGUUUCAAAGAUUCCAGUUGAUGAUUCAGGUUUGGAACCAGAAGUUUGUAUUAUUGAAUUAGGUGGUACUGUUGGUGAUAUUGAAAGUGCUCCAUUUGUUGAAGCCUUGAGACAAUUCCAAUUCAGAGUCGGUUCUGAAAACUUUGCCUUGAUUCAUGUUUCUCUUGUUCCUGUUAUUCACGGUGAACAAAAGACUAAGCCAACUCAAGCUGCUAUUAAAGAUUUGAGAUCUCUUGGUUUGACUCCUGACAUGAUUGCUUGUAGAUGUCAAGAAGAAUUGGAAGUUGCCACUAUUGAAAAGAUCGGUAUGUUCUGUCAUGUUGGUCCUGACCAAGUUAUUGCCGUCCAUGAUGUCAACACCACUUACCACGUUCCAUUAUUGUUAAAGGAACAAAGAAUCAUGAAGUUCUUAUCCAAGAAGUUGCACCUUGACCCUGCCACUGUUUCUAAGGAAUCUAUUGCUAAGGGUGAUCACUUAUUGGCAAGAUGGAAGUCUUUGACUUCUAACUACGACAAAUCAUAUGAAACCGUUACCAUUGCUUUGGUUGGUAAGUACACUCACUUGAAGGAUUCUUACUUAUCUGUCAUUAAGGCUUUGGAACACUCUUCUAUGAAGUGUAACAGAAAGUUAAAGAUUGAAUGGGUUGAAUCUACUGAUUUGGAAGAAGAAGCUAAGGUUGCCAACUUGUCUGAAUACCACAAGGCAUGGCACCAUGUUUGCCAAGCAGAUGGUAUUUUAGUUCCAGGUGGUUUUGGUAGCCGUGGUAUUGAAGGUAUGGUUGCCGCCGCUAAGUAUGCUCGUGAAAAUGACGUUCCUUACUUGGGUGUCUGUCUUGGUUUACAAAUCGCUGUCAUUGAAUUUGUUAGAAAUGUUGUUGGUAUUAAGGGUUCUACUUCCAUGGAAUUUGACCCUAACGCUGAUGAAGAAACUGCUUCUGUUGUCUACAUGCCAGAUGUUGAUCAAGUUAAGUUGGGUGGUACCAUGAGAUUGGGUAUUCACGAAACUAAAUUCUGUGCUGGUUCUGAAGAUUCUACUUUAAGAAAGAUUUAUGGUGGUGCUGAUCAUGUUUCGGAAAGACACAGACAUAGAUAUGAAGUCAACCCUAAGUUGAUUUCUAGAAUCGAAAAGGAAGGCUUACAAUUCAUUGGUAAGGAUGAAACCGAAGCUAGAAUGGAACUCUUAGAAUUGAAGAACCACAAGUUUUUCUGUGGUACUCAAUACCAUCCAGAAUACUUAUCUAAGGUUUUAGAUCCAUCUAGACCAUUCUUAGGUUUGGUUGCUGCUGCCAGUGGUAUCCUUGAUGAAAUCUUGUCAAGAGAUGACUUGAACCAGAAGGGUGAAUUUUAA
Molecule: messenger RNA, 1728 nt
Organism: [Candida] anglica
Lineage: Eukaryota; Fungi; Ascomycota; Pichiomycetes; Serinales; Debaryomycetaceae
Source: the annotation of a GenBank genome assembly